Racocetra fulgida is the source of this 191-nucleotide messenger RNA. The record is from the annotation of a GenBank genome assembly. NCBI's taxonomy places the organism in Eukaryota, Fungi, Glomeromycota, Glomeromycetes, Diversisporales, Gigasporaceae.
CUGCUAAAAAUAAUCAAUUAGAUAGUAAAAAAGCUAUUGAAACAAUUUUUGUUCAAGAUAUUAAUGAUUACAUUAUCACACUUAACAUUAUAGGCACUAAUGAUAAAGCAAUGGCCACAAUAAUAGUUAAUAAAAUUGAAAAUAGUGAUAGAUAUAAUUGGACAGCUACAACUUUUUGUCUUGUAUCAUAG